Molecule: messenger RNA, 6033 nt
Organism: Hypanus sabinus (Atlantic stingray)
Lineage: Eukaryota; Metazoa; Chordata; Chondrichthyes; Myliobatiformes; Dasyatidae
Gene: bin3
Product: bridging integrator 3
Exons: 9
Coding region: 263-892 (209 amino acids)
Biological process (GO): endocytosis; plasma membrane tubulation; actin cortical patch localization
Cellular component (GO): cytoplasm; actin cortical patch
Molecular function (GO): protein binding; lipid binding
Source: RefSeq, a predicted model, not a curated record
AGCUCUAUGAAACUCUGCUUUGACUACAGUUGGAGAAUUAUGUGAAUUUCUGGUAGCCUCAUUAUAGGAAGAAUGUGGAAACUUUAGAGAGGAGAUUUGCCAGGAUGCUGCCUGGAUUAAAAAGCACGUCUUAUGAGGGAUACCUUUCAAGAUUGGUCAGCCCAAGAAACAGAUUGUGCCAAAGACCGUAGAAAGAGAUUUUGAACGAGAAUAUGCCAAGCUCCAGCAGCUAGAAGACCAAAUUAAGAAGCUUCACAAAGAUAUGAAGAAGAGUACCGAGGCGGAUGUGGCAAUGUCAAAAUCCGCAGUGAAAAUUUCAACAGAUCUGUUGGCCAACCCUUUGUGUGAUCAAGAUCAAACUUUCAUGGAGACGGUGACUGCUCUGGACACUGCAAUGCGCAGAAUGGACGCCUUCAAUCAGGAGAAGGUCAAUCAGAUUCAGAAAACCAGCAUUGAACCCUUAAAAAAGUUCAGUAAUGUUUUUCCAAGUCUCAACAUGGCUGUGAAGAGACGAGAGCAGAUCCUGCAGGAUUACAAAAGAUUGCAAUCCAAAGUGGAAAAGUAUGAAGAGAAAGAGAAAUCUGGUCCUGUGCUUGUGAAGCUUCACCAGGCAAAAGAAGAGCUAAGGCCGGUUCGUGAAGAUUUUGAAGCCAAGAACAAGCAGCUUCUUGAGGAGAUGCCAAAGUUUUACAACAGUCGCAUUGACUACUUUCAGCCAAGCUUCGAGGCUCUGAUUCGUGCACAGGUCGUAUAUUACACAGAAAUGUCCAAGAUAUUCGGAGACCUCACUGGCCAAAUGGACCAGCAGGGUAUCAGUGAUGAAGAGCGGCAGAAGGAGAACGAAGCUAAGCUCAAUGAGCUGCGGGCUCUCUCCAUAGUGGCAGAUGACUGAACUGGAAAAGCUGUACAUGAACUGCAUACUGAUUUGAUACUGGCUUCAAUCUCUGGUGUUUAGAAUAAUCCAAUCAAUGUGUAAGUGAGGAAUCAUUUGAGAAAGUUAGGAAAAUAUGGAACAUCUUUGGAUAUUGAUCCCAAUCCUGGAUUUCUAUUCUAUUUUCCUGUCUUUGUGUGUCUAUGUCAAAGAAUAAUCUCUCUGGGUUUUAUCAGGCCUCGGUUUGACAGUACAGUACAAUUCAUACUUGUUCCCUCAUUGCUUGGAAGUGCCUGGCUUUCUGUCCCUGCCUAUCCUGCAAAACAUAUUUUGGAGGGAGUGGAUGAACCUUUCCAUUCCUUGGAGAGUUGGAAGGAACGAUUGGUUUUAAUUCUAGGGGAAAAACAACUGCUUAAGAGUUAAAUAGUGAAAUACCCCACCUUUAUAUUAAGAAGCACCCUAACUCCCAGACUGAACCAAAUGCCUAGCAAGCUGAUUAUAAACCAUUCACUGAGUCUGUAGUAACUGGGCAGUUGGCCCACUAAUGUUAUUUUGAGCAGGGGGAAUCUGUGUGUUUUAGCGAGAGAGAGAGGGAAUAUUGUAGUUCAUUUGAAAAUAUCUAAUCGAUAUACAACCCUGAAUUUAAAAGUAGGAUAAGAAGUAGGUCACAGAGGCCCCAGACCUGCUCUAUCAUUCAGUACAAUUAUUACUGAUCUGAUCUUUGGUCUUAACUCCAUUUUUCUUCCCUGUCUCCAGAAGACUGGAUUCCUACUUCAUUUGAAUAUUUUUGCAACUCAGCCUUUAACCACAGAACUGUAAUAUUCCAAAAAUUCACAGCCCUCUGAAGGGAGAAUUUCUCCCUCAUCACAGCCCUGGACAGUGGCAUGGCACACUAAGAAUCUGGCCCUGGUUUUGAUAUCAGAAGAGAUGCUCUCGUCAUCACCAUUAUAUGCCGUGUUGUAUGAUGUAGGUCAUCAUGGUCCCAUGACCACGAUUGUUCUUGGUGAAUUGUUCUGCAGACGUAGUUUCUUCUGGACAGUGACUUUACAAGACAGGUGACCCCAGCCUUUAUCAAUACACUUCAGAGAUUGUCUGCCUGGCGUCAGUGGUCGCAUAACCGGGAUUUGUGAUAUGCACCGGCUGCUCAUAUGACCGCUCCCACGGCUUCAUGUGACUCUGAUCGGGGAGCCAGUCAGGUGCUGCACUUUACCCAAGGGUGACCUGCAGGCUAGUGGAGGGAAUGAGUGCCUUACAACACCCUUGGUAGAGACGUAUCUCCAUCCUGCCAUCCUGAUGCUCUCACAGCAUCCACUAAAUAUAGUUUCACUGAGAUCCCUGUUUGUUUAGCUGACCUGCAGUCAAUCUGGGAUCAGUCUGGCCAAACUUCAGUUUCUGAAUGAACCCCUCAUCCCAUCAAUCCACAAACUUUCACACCCUCACCUCAAAGUAAACAAUAUCCUUUCUUUACUAAGAAAACCACAGCUGUAUGCAGUCACUGAGUGUGGUCUCAACCAAAACCAUCUGUAAUUAUAGCAAGAGUUCCUUUGAAUUCUCUGCAAUAAGGGCUCAUCGUUCCUAUUUUCCUUCCUCAUUGCUUGCAUAUUAACUUUGUGCUUCUAGAUGAACUCUUAUACUUACACUACUUCAAUACUGUUCCACCUUUUUAUUCUUCCUAGCAAAAAUGGAAUUUAUUUUCUGGAAGUUUAAUCACAACUCUAAUUUGUUCUGGCUUCUUUCCUUUCCAGUCCUGAUGAAGGGUCACGGCCCGAAACAUUGACUGUUUAUUCUCCUUCCUGGAUGCUGCCUGGCCUGCUGAGUUCCUGCAGCAUUUUGUGUGGUGUUUAAAAUUUAAUGCUCCAUUUGCCAUGUUUUUGCACACUCCCUUAAACAUUCUACAUCCAUUUACAUAGUAAUCGAGUCAUUCAGCACAGAAAUGUGUCUGUUCCAGCUAUCAAGUACCCAUCCAUAGUAAUCCCAUUUACCAGCACUUGCUCCAAAGCCUUCUAUGCCUCGGCAAUUCAGGUGCUAAUCUAGAUAGAGAGUAUCUACUUCCACCACCCCCUCAGGCAGUAUGUUCCAGAUUCCAACCCCUCUCAGGAGAAAUGUUCUUUCUCAGAUACCCUUUUAAACCUCUCACCUUUUACCUAAGCAUAUGACUUCUCAUUAUAGAUUCCUCUGUUGUGGGGUAAUGUUUCCAGCUAUCUACCCUAUCUUAUACCUCAGUCAGAUCUCCCCUCAGCCUCCUAUGCUUGAUGGAAAACAAGCACAGCCUAUCCAUUUUUCUUCAUAACUGAUGCACUCAAUCCCAGGCAACAUCCUGGUGAGUCUCCUCUACACCCUUUCCAGUGUAGUCACAUCCUUCCUAUAUUGUGGCAAUCAGAACUGUACAUAAUACUCAGUGGGGGCCUGAGCAAUGCACUGCAACUUCUUUACUCUUAUAUUCUAUGGCCCUAUCACCUUCAGGAAGACCUGAACACUGAGAUCCCCUUGCAACAUUCCCUCUACUUUUUUUUUACAGUUGCUUGAACCAACCAUUCUCCUGAGCAGGAAAAUGUUUACAUGGCCUGAAAACUACAGCAGCAAAGGCUAUGUGCAUGGAAGUAUUUCAGUUACUGCACAUCACGCUCUCACACAGCUUAGAGGGAACGGAAUCCUUUUGUUAAUCAAUACUCUCUUAAAGGCACUAUUGUUUAUCAUCCCAAACUAUGUCACCUUGCUCAGCCUGUCUUACCAAUAGAUCGUUAUUUAAAUUCUGACAAGUCAGACCAAAAAUUGAAACCACUGAAUUUUUUGUAUAUCAUCUGCUCCAUUGAUCACACUCCAUUCUUAUUUUGUCGUCGUCGUGGCUAAACUUUGAGGUUGAGGAUGAUGGUCUUCAUUCUCUUGAUCUAUUUAUGGGUUCUCAAGUGGCUUAUGAGUCCAAUCUUGACUUUGAAAGUUCUUCCACAUUCAGCACAGGUAGUUCCAGAUGGCAGACUGGGCUUUGGUUGUUGCUGCCUCUCUUUCCAUUUUCUUUUCUUUUCUUUUCUUCUAAUUCUGAACAUCUGUUGGUUUCGAAAGUUGCUGUUCCUUCUCAGAUGACGGUUUGCUAGAGUUCACGUGAAUACUGCUGCCGAACAACUUUCCUGCUUCUGUCCAAAAGUUGAACGACUGAAUCAAGUAUUCACCGCUUUCGAGCCGGUUCUUGACUAGGAACUUCCAGUUAUCACAUUGUCUGCUCCCGUCGUCCUCCCCCGAUCGCCAAAAGAUGCCUGUGCAUAAGCGAAGAUGCCUGUGCAUGUACUUGUUUAAUGUGUACUUGAUGUUGCACUUCAAGAAGCACACGAUACUUCACAAAUCAACCAACUGAUUCCAAUGGCAUGGAAACCACAACGAUUGGUGCUGAUGAAUUUGUUGCAGCCUUCAUCCGCCUUCACAGUCGUUGAGUUUGAAGUGACUUCAUCCGCCUGUUCCACCGUUGAGGUCUUGGUUGGAUUGUUCUUUGUCAGGGACCUCACCCUCGACCUUAACGCCAUGGGUGACCCUACCAGGAGCAUAGCUCCAGACAGCAUCGCUGUCGGGAUCUCAGGACCACACAAGCCUCUCCACCACUACAAGGUGACAAUUCACAGAGAAAUCUUAUUUAUAUUGUCAAUAUAUAUAACACACAAUAAGGGUCUGAGUACCUAACCCUGUGUUGCACCACUGGUUUCAGGAUUUCACUUACAGAAACAUCUCUCUGCCUUCUAUUACCAAGCCAGUUUUGAUCCCGUUUGCUAACUUGCCCUGGCUGUCAUGAGCGGUAAUAUUUUGAACCACUGUAUCUGGGGCCUUGUCAAAUUCCUUACAGAAAUCCAUGCAUCCGUUCGACUCCCCUCAUGAAUACAUUUUACUUCUCUUUGAAAAAUCUAAUCGUAUUGGUCAGAUUGGAUCUCUUCCUAACAAAAUAAUGCUGAUUACCUUUAAUUAAUCCUUGCCUUAGUCCUGUCUCCCAGAGAUUCUUUCCAAUAAUAUCUCUGCCACUGCAUUAGACUCACAGGUCUGUAAUUAUCUGGCUCAUCCCUGCUUCUCCUGUCGAAUAAAGCUAGCACAUUUGCUGUCUUCAGGUCACCUGGCACCUGUGCCAGUGAAGAUUUACAAGUCUCUGUCUACAAUCCCUGCAACCUUCUCCUUUGCUUCCCUAGCAGACUCUUCAGGGCCAGGGGGUGGGGUGCAGGAUAUCCCUUGUAAAGCCAUUAAGACAUCAAAUGUUCCUGCUUUUGAAUUACAUGUUCAAGAAAUCCUGAAUACAACAUAUACUGGCUCCCAUUUACCUACUCAUUCAUCUUCAAAGAGCUCUAAAAAAAAUUAUAGUUAAAUUUCCCUUAAUUAAAAAAAAGCUGACUCUAUCUAAUAAUCUUCUGCAUUCCAAAGUACCAUGGUUUUGCUUCCAGUAUAAUGGAUAACUGUGUAAACACAGUAUCAUUUUGAAUGUAACUUAAGGCACUUUACAAGAAAGAAACUUAUCAUUCAACACCCCCCCUCCCACCCACCCACCCCCAUGAUGCCCAAAGUGCAGCUCAGAAUCUUUAUUUCAUCUGUGAAAUAAAGGACACUGCUGUGUCCUUAAAAUCCAGCCAGAACAGUGACCCCUCAAUUUGCUUUAUUGUUGAAUGACCCUGAGUCAGAACACUAAAACUCUCCAUUAGCUGAGGUUUUGAGGUCCUUUUAAAUUGCUGAAUCUAAUUUUUAUGUGGGGUCUAUAUUGUGAUUUGGAUAACACCUUCUGCCAACCCUACCCACUCUUACUGAAGUCAUUUUUUGCACUUUGAAAUUAAACACACAUAUGUUCAAUUUUUUUUUUACCCAUUCCAAAAUGGCUACACUGUAUGUUCCCUGGUUUCCUCUCCAUUUUGUGGCAAAUGCAAAUUGCUGGAGAAAUACCUUGCCACUGUUGAGCAAUUAGCGCUUUGAGCACAUGUAACCCAAGCACAGAACGAGGACGGUGUGGGACUGCACUUCCGAUCGAAGCUGAUGGUGAUUGUUGUUUGAUUGAUUAUUCCUGAUGUAAUGGGAAAAAUGAAGAGCCCUGUGAAAGCUGGUCAUUUUGCACCUAAAGGUAGCUUCAGUGGGAUGUAAUUUUGUAACAUUUGUAAAUAUAAUUGGAUGUUGUGUUUUCUGCAUUAAAAGUUGAUUUGACUAUG